Molecule: messenger RNA, 477 nt
Organism: Dentiscutata erythropus
Lineage: Eukaryota; Fungi; Glomeromycota; Glomeromycetes; Diversisporales; Gigasporaceae
Source: the annotation of a GenBank genome assembly
AUGAAGAUUCUUGCACUCAUCUUUGCUUAUAUGAUUUAUGUUGCCUCCUGCUUCUCAGAAGUUAAGAGACAGAAUGGACCAUUAUCUCUAGUUUGUUUUUCAUCUAUUGAGACUAGUAUUCUAACAAGUGCAGAUAUAGAAGUAGGUGUUGGCCAAACUUUAUUGGAUUUUACUCAAUGCAUUUUAAACGGCACUAUUGGUCAAUGUCAGUAUCAAUGUGUUAUUGAUUACAGUCAGUUUAAUGGCGAUGAACUUCAGUUUUUUGAACAACAAUUUCAAACAUGUUGGAAUUUAUGUGCAAGUGAGUUAAGCAUUACUAACUUCGCUAAUCAAGAAUGUUAUUCAACUGGCAUAGAUAUAAUUUCAAAUAUUCAACCACUUAGCCUUAAUGCAACUCAGAAUAUAGAAAAUAAUUUCUGUAAUGAUCUUCUUAAUCUGUUAAAAGGUUACGGCUAUCCAUUUCCAACCAUAUGUUGA